Messenger RNA from Penicillium waksmanii, 774 nucleotides. It is a transcript of the gene fleA, whose product is annotated as fucose-specific lectin FleA. The record is from RefSeq and is a predicted model, not a curated record. The transcript has 5 exons. NCBI's taxonomy places the organism in Eukaryota, Fungi, Ascomycota, Eurotiomycetes, Eurotiales, Aspergillaceae. Bases 1 to 774 code for a protein of 257 amino acids.
AUGUCUUCGAUUCGCCGGGGCACUGCGAUUGACGCCUGCGUAACCGCGCAUGACAGGCGGGUCUAUGUUCAGGAUGAGUCAGACUGGAUUGUUGAACUUAUCCACUCUGACGGCAAAUGGAGCCAAGGAGAGAGAUUGGUUGAGGCAGCCCCGGGGGCUGGGUUUUCCGCUGUUUGGUGGGAUCAACUCGGUGCAGCCAAUUCCGAGCUUGAUCUUUACUACGUGAGUAAGGAUUUUAUCCUUAGUGAGAUGUGUUGGAGGAAGGAGAAGGGCUGGUGGAAAGGAAGUCUUGCCACUAAAUCUUUGCGACUGAAUCCCCAGUCUCACAUUGCAGCUAGAGUUCAACAAACUAGCAGUACAUUCAAGACGGCUUUGCGACUUCAUGUGGUUUUCCAAAUGGAAGACAACCGCAUUUGUCAUUCCUCUUACGAAUCUGAAUGGAAAUUAUCCAAACAAGACCUAGGAUAUGGGCUGCCGGGAACUUCUCUAACUUCUCCGGAUCACAAGUUCCAAAAUCGCGCAAGUUACCAGCCACGAGUAUUCUACGUAAAGCCCGAUGGCAAGGCCGCAGAACUUUGCGCGGAUGGAUCUGGUGGAUGGUGGACUGGGAACUUCUCUACCGAGAUUAGUGAAGGGUCCAAAAUGGGUGGUUGCUUUGACGUCAGUGGAGACUACGUCUAUGUCUAUGUGCAAAAUAAGGAGGAUGCUUCAAAGAUAGAUGAGUGGAGGGGUGGCAAAUGGAAGAUUAUAAACUCUCUCACUCUGAAUGCAUGA